GGUUGCCAUGGGGACCUGGAUGCUGACGAAGGCUCGCGAGGCUGUGAGCAGCCACAGUGCCCUGCUCAGAAGCCCCGAGCUCGUCAGUCAAGCCGGUUCUCCAUUUGCACUCAGGAGCACGGGCAGGCGAGUGGCCCCUAGUUCUGGGAGCAGAACAUCAGCAUCCCAGUCCUACCCCAGCCUAAAGCCUCUCCCGCCUGCCCAGUGCCAGGAUGGCUACCAUCACCUGCACCCGAUUCACAGAAGAGUACCAGCUCUUUGAGGAACUGGGAAAGGGAGCCUUCUCUGUGGUGCGCAGGUGUGUGAAGGUGCUGGCUGGCCAGGAGUAUGCUGCCAAGAUCAUCAACACGAAGAAGCUCUCAGCCAGAGAUCACCAGAAGCUGGAGCGUGAGGCCCGCAUCUGCCGCUUGUUGAAGCACCCCAAUAUCGUCCGGCUCCAUGACAGCAUCUCCGAGGAGGGGCACCACUACCUUAUCUUCGAUCUGGUCACUGGUGGGGAGCUGUUUGAAGACAUUGUGGCCCGGGAAUAUUACAGUGAAGCUGAUGCUAGCCACUGUAUCCAGCAGAUCCUGGAAGCUGUGCUACAUUGUCACCAGAUGGGGGUGGUGCAUCGGGACCUGAAGCCUGAGAAUCUGUUGCUGGCCUCGAAGCUCAAGGGGGCUGCUGUGAAGCUGGCAGACUUUGGCCUGGCCAUAGAGGUGGAGGGGGAGCAGCAGGCAUGGUUUGGGUUCGCAGGGACACCUGGAUACCUCUCCCCAGAAGUGCUGCGGAAGGACCCGUACGGGAAGCCUGUGGACCUGUGGGCCUGUGGUGUCAUCCUGUAUAUCUUGCUGGUUGGGUAUCCCCCAUUCUGGGAUGAGGACCAGCACCGCCUAUACCAGCAGAUCAAAGCUGGUGCCUAUGAUUUCCCAUCACCAGAAUGGGACACCGUCACCCCAGAAGCCAAGGACCUGAUCAAUAAGAUGCUGACCAUCAACCCAUCCAAACGCAUCACGGCCGCUGAGGCUCUCAAGCACCCAUGGAUCUCGCACCGCUCCACUGUGGCCUCCUGCAUGCACAGACAGGAGACCGUGGACUGCCUGAAGAAGUUCAAUGCCAGGAGGAAACUGAAGGGAGCCAUCCUCACCACUAUGCUGGCCACCAGGAACUUCUCCGGAGGGAAGAGCGGAGGGAACAAGAAGAACGAUGGUGUGAAGAAAAGAAAGUCCAGUUCCAGCGUUCAGUUAAUGGAAUCUUCUGAGAGCACCAACACCACCAUUGAGGACGAAGACACCAAAGUGCGCAAACAGGAAAUUAUCAAAGUGACAGAGCAGCUGAUCGAAGCCAUAAGCAAUGGAGACUUUGAGUCCUACACGAAGAUGUGCGACCCUGGAAUGACAGCCUUCGAACCGGAGGCCCUGGGGAACCUGGUCGAGGGCCUGGACUUUCAUCGAUUCUAUUUUGAAAACCUGUGGUCCCGGAACAGCAAGCCUGUGCACACCACCAUCCUGAACCCUCACAUCCACCUGAUGGGUGAUGAAUCAGCCUGCAUCGCCUACAUCCGCAUCACUCAGUACCUGGAUGCAGGCGGCAUCCCCCGCACUGCCCAGUCAGAGGAGACCCGUGUCUGGCACCGCAGGGAUGGCAAAUGGCAGAUCGUCCACUUCCACAGAUCUGGGGCGCCCUCCGUCCUGCCCCAUUGAAGGACCAGGCCAGGGUCCCUGCGUUCUUGCUUCGCAGAGAUCCACUCUUUGUCCAUGGAAUGUGGCUGCUAGUUCUCCCUUGGAUUUUGCUGGAAUUCUCCCUGUCAUAUCACCCUACCAUUGCCACCUUUGUACUUGCUUCACGAAAACCUGCUUGUUCACAGAAGUCCUCACAACAUCACAGCGAGUGGCCAGCUCUCCCCAGCUCCAUUGCCCAUGCUCUUCCCACCAGUGGGGACCUUCUUCAGGCUCGGGUACCCAGGGUGCUGGCCCCAGGAACCCCCUACCCACUGUUGUUGGCCUGGCCUAGCUUUGGCUAUAGAUGAGGAUGCCCCAGCUGUGCAUUUGGCAGGAAGUGAGGAAAGAGGCCGGCAAGUUGAGGGCACCCGUUGUCAAUCCUUCUCUUCUGGGGUCCCUGGGGGUCCCUGGGGAAGCACAGAUGAGCACCUCUAUCUCCACCUCCAAGCCAAUUCCUUAUGAGGGAGAGUGAGAGAGGAGCCAACGCCAGGAGCCAGGAACUGCUGCUCUCAUCUGCUCCCCUCUGUGCUGGCCUUGUGUUUGACCAGACCAUCCACCAUGGGGGGGGGGCAAGGUGGGCUCUACCAUCCAGGUGCCCCACUCAUUGCCUCAGCCCUUCUGUGAAGUUUGUCUCCAGUGUUGACCCAUCCAUCCUGCCCUUCAACGUCCUUGGAGAAUUCCAGCCUCAUCCAUCUGAGAGGAGAUCUGAAGGUGUUUCAGGGGCAAAGCAAGCAACAUUUAGGUAUCACUUCUACUUGGACGCAUGCCUUUUUACAGCCCAACUUCCGUGUAUUUCGUAAAUGGAUUCUACGUUAACGGACAUUUAUGUGGUAACUAGACCUCUCAAGUUACUGUAAAGAGUCCGAUGGGUUGGGAAGUGGCUGGGAAGACUGAAGGAGUGAGGGGAAGUUUUUUACCCUGUUCCUUUUUUUUCUUUUUCUUUUGGCGGGGGAGUCCUUUCUGAGGGGGGGGGGUUGCCUUCUGAGGUAGCCUCAUCCCCCAGGGAGCACGGCUUCCUUCCAUUCUGGUCCCCAGGGUCAGCUGACAAGAUUUCUUCCAGAGCCAGCAUGACUAACACUCAGUGAGUCAGGGCAGGGGAGGCCAUCAGGAUGGCAAUAUUUAGACCUGGCAUCUCUGGAAAUGGAGACCUUCCUACCCUCCUUCCCAGGAAAUCUUUCCCCAUAUCUUCAUGCUAUCCCUCCCCAGCCCAGCCCCACUCACCACCUUCUGGGCACAUUAUUCUCAUCACCUCUCUCAACUUGGCCAAACAAGAAUGCCAGAGACCAGAAACUUAUUUUCCUGCUUCACACUGAACUUGGGCUGGUGUGCGCUCUAUUGCGCUUGCCUGUUUACUUGGCCUUCCCCCCCUCCCCCAACAUAUACCACUUCCUCGCUCUGUCCUCUCUCUUUCUCUUUCUCUUCCUCACUCUCCCUCUUCCCGGGUUUGGUUCUGAUAUGGAAUGCUGUGUCUCAUCCACGGGGAUCUCCUGUCUGCACUGUUUUCUUUGCAUGACUUUAUAUGCAGUAAGUAUGUUGAAAAAAAAAAAACAAAAAACAAAAAAGAAGAAAAACACUCAGCAAAAUCAAAUGACACGUUUUGGAAAGAAAAAAAACAUUCGAGGUAAUAUUCUCAGUGUCCAACUUGGAAUUACGUCGCUGCCUCUCCGUGCUUUUGGUCUCUGUGUGGCUGUGGUUUGCCAGCAUGAGACCCUGUCCCCUCUGGAGGUUUCUAGGGGAGGAAGAGCCAUGUGUCCAGGGGUUUGGAGACAGCUUUGUCCUCUCAGCUUUUCUGAGGGUCGAUUGGAGCAGAAGUGGAAGGGAUGUUUAAUCCAGAACUUUCUGGUAUUCCCCUUCCUCCUACGUUGUGAGCUAUAUGCUGGGCUCUUCUCUCAAAUCCUGCUGCCCAGGGACAAGUGCAGGGUAGAAGAGUGGCUCUCUUGUCUAAGCCGCUCCACUGUAGCCUCUGCCCUUGGUAGAGAACUGCUACCCAGGCCCAAGAAUGGGCCCUUGUCCUGCCCCAGAACCAGGCUUCUUCAUAAGGCUCGGCUAACCCAUUGUCCCCAGCCAGAUAAAGGUAAAGGGAGGUGUGGCUUUUACCAGGGGACCCUGCAAUCACCAAGCAAGAUCUAACCCCUUCUUCAAGCCGCAGUUUCUCCAUCAGUGUUCCUGCCCAGACUGAUGGAGGGUCAGAGUAGAUGUUGUCACAAGCGGACACCACCUCUGAGAGCUUGCCAGGCUUGUCACUGACUGGCCUUCUUAUGCACCAGGCCUGGCCAACCCCCACCCUUUCCCCUGUGUGCCCCUUGUCUUCCUAUUUGGUGCCAGUCUGUUGAU
Messenger RNA from Mastomys coucha (southern multimammate mouse), 4034 nucleotides. It is a transcript of the gene Camk2a, whose product is annotated as calcium/calmodulin dependent protein kinase II alpha. NCBI's taxonomy places the organism in Eukaryota, Metazoa, Chordata, Mammalia, Rodentia, Muridae. Gene Ontology annotation, molecular function: calmodulin binding; calcium/calmodulin-dependent protein kinase activity; ATP binding. The record is from RefSeq and is a predicted model, not a curated record. Gene Ontology annotation, cellular component: neuron projection; cytoplasm. The transcript is spliced from 19 exons. Bases 213 to 1682 code for a protein of 489 amino acids. Gene Ontology annotation, biological process: protein phosphorylation.